Molecule: messenger RNA, 2356 nt
Organism: Nerophis ophidion (straightnose pipefish)
Lineage: Eukaryota; Metazoa; Chordata; Actinopteri; Syngnathiformes; Syngnathidae
Gene: tktb
Product: transketolase b
Exons: 14
Coding region: 141-2021 (626 amino acids)
Molecular function (GO): transketolase activity; thiamine pyrophosphate binding
Source: RefSeq, a predicted model, not a curated record
CCCCGCCUCCACCUCCUCCUCCAUUUGACUGGGACGGCAGUGUGACUCAGCACCCAACAACAACCGGGAAGCAAAUAAAUAGGAACCCAGCGACUUAUUUAGGCGACGCUCGCUCAGAAGCAACCCCGCAGCAGUGAACCAUGGCUAGCUACCACAAACCCGACGAGAAGACCCUGCAGGGUCUGAAUGAUGUCGCCAACAAGCUGAGAAUUCACUCUAUCAAUGCAACAUGCGCCUCCAACUCUGGCCACCCUACAUCAUGUUGCAGUGCGGCUGAGCUCAUGUCUGUCCUCUUCUUCCACACCAUGCGCUAUAAAGCUGACGACCCUCGCAACCAGUGCAAUGACCGCUUUGUGCUGUCAAAGGGUCACGCUGCACCGAUCCUGUAUGCUGCCUGGGCAGAAGCUGGGUUUGUGAAAGAGUCAAAUCUGCUUAACCUGCGCAAGAUUGACUGCGACUUGGAAGGACACCCCACUCCAAAACUGGCGUUUGUUGAUGUGGCAACAGGAUCUCUUGGUCAGGGUCUGAGUGCUGCCUGUGGCAUGGCCUACACGGGCAAGUACUUUGACAAAUCCAGUUACCGCGUAUACUGUAUGAUGGGAGAUGGAGAGUGUUCCGAAGGCUCUGUGUGGGAAGCCAUGGCGUUUGCUUCCCACUAUCAGCUGGAUAACCUGGUGGCAAUCAUGGAUGUCAAUCGGCUUGGUCAGAGUGAGCCAGCGCCCAUCCAGCAUGACAUGGAGACUUAUCGCAAGCGCUGUGAAGCCUUUGGAUGGAAUACACAUGUUGUGGAUGGGCAUGAUGUGGAGGAGCUUUGCAAGGCAUUCUGGCAUGCUCAGCAGGUUAAGGGAAAGCCCACUUGCAUUGUUGCCAAAACAUUCAAGGGCAAAGGUCUCCCAGGUAUUGAGGAUCUUGAGAACUGGCAUGGGAAGCCCAUUCCAAAAGACAAGGUUGAUGGACUCUUGAAUGGCCUUCGGGAGAAAAUCCAAGUCCCAAACAAGACUUUGUGUCCUGAGCUGCCAAAUUUUGACACAGCACCUGCUGACCUAAGCCCAAUCUCCCUGCCCUCCCCUCCAGCAUACAAAAAGGGUGAAAAGAUGGCAACAAGGCGAGCUUACGGUGUGGCGCUGGCAAAGCUGGGCCAGGCAAGCCAGAGAGUGGUCGCCCUUGACGGAGACACCAAAAACUCCACAUUCUCUGAGACCUUCAAAAAAGCUUUCCCAAAGCGCUACGUUGAAUGCUUUAUUGCUGAACAAAACUUGGUGGGAGUGGCUAUUGGGUGUGCCACCCGUGACCGAACUGUGGCAUUUGUCAGUACUUUUGCUGCCUUUAUGUCCAGAGCCUAUGACCAGAUCCGAAUGGGAGCCAUUUCUCAGUCCAAUGUCAACUUGGUAGGGUCACAUUGUGGAGUCUCUAUCGGUGAGGAUGGACCUUCCCAGAUGGCGCUAGAGGAUUUGGCCAUGUUCCGUGCCAUCCCCACUUGUACCGUGUUUUACCCCAGUGAUGCAGUGGCCACAGAGAGAGCGGUCGAGUUUGCCGCAAACACCAAGGGUAUCUGCUUCAUUCGAACCAGCAGACCAGACACUGCAGUGAUCUACGCGCCGGAAGAAAAGUUUGAAAUUGGUGUUGCCAAGGUCGUCCGCCAGUCUGACAGUGAUGUUGUGACUGUGAUUGGAGCUGGUGUUACGCUCCAUGAGGCUCUUUCUGCUGCAGACAUGCUGGCAAGUGAAGGGAAAAAUAUAAGAGUCAUUGACCCGUUCACCAUCAAGCCUCUGGAUGCUGCCACCAUUUUGGCAAGUGCUCGAGCCACGGGAGGACAAAUCAUCACAGUGGAGGACCACUACAAGGAGGGUGGUCUUGGCGAAGCAGUGUUGUCUGCAGUAGGCAGCGAGCCAGGCAUUGUCGUGACUCGGCUGGCAGUCACAAGUGUCCCUCGGAGUGGGAAACCACAGGAACUUUUGGACCUCUUUGGCAUCAGUGCUAAGCAAAUAGCCAAGACUGUGCGUCAAAAAUUUGCCAACUAAGGAUAAUACAUAAGUGUUUUCAUGAAUGUUCUCCCUUCUAUCCAACUUGCCUGACAGUGUGCUAACUCCUAGUGUCAGUUUAAGACUAGAUUUAAUUAUGUGCUGUCAUUCAUUUGCUGAUGGAAAAUGCAGUAAGAUGACACUUUUUACUUCAUUCUACUCAUUCCAUAACAUGCUGUUGUUGCAUUCCAACUUUUUGUCCUUUUCACAUCUUAAGUGGUUCACUCUUUUACCUGGCUGACAAAUCUUUCCUGAAGUAGUCAGUGUUUUGAACAUAGAAAACCAGUGUUGUUCAGUUCGAUGCUAAUGUGCUGAAUUAAACAAAAUUAAUCCCA